AUGCGCGUCGCCAUCAUUGGUGGAGGUUCUUCAGGCCUGGUCACACUGAAGACCCUUGUCACCGCCCAUGAGUUCUUGCCUGGCACGGAACCUGUCGAAGCGAGGCUCUUUGAACAGGAAGACUCUAUUGGUGGCACCUUCAAGCAUCGAGUUUAUGAAGAUGCAGAGCUUGUCUCUUCUAGACAACUUACCACCUUCUCCGAUUACCGAUAUAACCAUCAGUCUCCCGACUUCCUCCUUGCGACCGAGUACUGCACCUACCUGGAGGGAUAUGCCACGCUGUUCAAGCUGCUGCCAUAUAUCAAUCUCUCCACGGCGGUGACUAAGGUUCGUCCGGGCAUCAAAGGCGGACACAUUGUCGAGUACGUCCAGGGCGGUCAGAGAUUAGAAUAUGCCUGCGAUGCCAUUGCUAUAUGCUCUGGCUUGCACGUCAUUCCAAACAUCCCUGACAUUCAAGGACUGAAGAAUGUCCCAACUGUUAUUCAUUCGUCUGAAUUCAAGGAGAGAAGGCAGUUCGGCGUUGGCAAGAAUGUCUUGAUCGUGGGCAGUGGCGAGACGGGCAUGGACAUUGCUUACCUGGCCAUCACCUCUCCGACCAAGUCUGUUACUUUGUGUCACCGUGAUGGAUUCCUUUGUGCUCCCAAGCGAGCUCCAGAGCCGUCUUGGUUUGGCAUGAAGCCUUACACAACCCCUCAAGGCAACGUCCCCUACGAUGUCGGAGCUGCAAGCUUAUUUGAUACCGCCUACGUCCACCCACUUCUCCGUGACUCAUUCUUGCCUUGGUGGUACUAUGAUCUCUUUGCCAAGUGGACUACCUGGCUUGUGUCUGGCACAAAAGCAGGUCUCGAUCAAUGGAUUGGCGAGAUAUCUCCUGAGCGCUUCCAUGCUUCGAAGAUAUUUUUCAACAAAUCCUCGAAAGCAAUGCCCUAUAUUAGCGCUCCUUAUCGCAAAGGCUCUCCCUUCAACACCCUGCGCUCUUACGUUUCACAGAUCCCCAUCGUUCCCACAGGCAACAAAGUCAUUGACCUUGCCCCUUUCCCUCAAUCCUUCUCCCCAACGUGCAAUGUCACAUUCCUUGACAAUAAGCGUCCCGAGGCAGAAGUCAUGCGCAUCAAGGCAAAGACACUCAGACCCGACCUUGUGAUCCUCGCAACUGGCUACACACAAUCCUUCCCCUUCCUGUCUUCCACCUACCCUCUCCCAUUCUCCGCCGACAUUCGCGGUAUCUGGAAAGCUGGUGUUGAGGAUGUAGCAUUCAUUGGCUUCCUCCGUCCGUCAUUUGGUGCCAUCCCUCCUCUGGCAGAACUCCAAGCCCAACUCUGGGUCCUCAAUCUACUUGGCCGACUCCCUGCUCCGCUGUCGCCUCAAGAUCACUACAAACUGCACCAUCUACCUGGAAGCAGAAUCAACUACGGCGUUGAUCACGAGAGCUAUGCAUACCAAUUGGCAUGCGAUAUGGGCUCCGCAGCCGGAUUCAUUGAGGUUCUGGGUAUGGGCUGGAAGGUCGCAGUUACCUGGGCUCUGAGCGCACAAGUUAACACCAAGUUCCGACUCACCGGUCCGUGGAAGUGGGAGGGUGCCAAGAAUGUGAUGGAGACGGAGAUCUGGGAGACCGUCUCCCGACGUCGGGGCUUCUUUGGUCACUUUACGUUGAGCUUCAUGCCGAUUGUUCUCUUUGGAACUUUGAGCGCGAUUCUAUAUAUUCUUGAGCAGAUCUGGAAGGGAUUGAAGCUCUUGUGGAAGCUCUUGACUUUGUCUUAGAGGCUUGGCUGCUGUGCGUGAGGAAAUGGUGUCGAACUAUGGAUGUUGAAGUGAGAUGUGGCGCUGUGGUGUUUGGCUCUUUUCUGACUUGACUUGCUAGGGUGGGAGGAUGC
Messenger RNA from Hyaloscypha bicolor E, 1874 nucleotides. Its product is annotated as FAD/NAD(P)-binding domain-containing protein. The transcript is spliced from 4 exons. Gene Ontology annotation, molecular function: N,N-dimethylaniline monooxygenase activity; NADP binding; flavin adenine dinucleotide binding. The coding region runs from base 1 to 1761 and encodes 586 amino acids. The record is from RefSeq and is a predicted model, not a curated record. NCBI's taxonomy places the organism in Eukaryota, Fungi, Ascomycota, Leotiomycetes, Helotiales, Hyaloscyphaceae.